This is a messenger RNA of Racocetra persica, 1361 nucleotides long. The record is from the annotation of a GenBank genome assembly. Lineage: Eukaryota; Fungi; Glomeromycota; Glomeromycetes; Diversisporales; Gigasporaceae.
GACAUUACCAAGACACCCUUGUCCCUUGGGUACUCCCUUUAAUUUUACGCACUUGUCUAUUGCUUUUAAGCGGACUUGUAAGACAUCCACCUUUCAUUCUUUUACUUCUCAACGUCAGUCGGUAGUAAGAGCCAGAGUAAGGAAGUUCUCUACUGAAAAAGCAAAUCGAUCGCUAACACCAGAAAAUAAAACACAACUUUCUCCGGAUAACGUAGCUCAAUCAAAUAAUUCUGAAAAAAUUCCUAACCCAGUUCUUGAUUCAGAUAACAGAAGUCAAUCAGAACAUACUAACAUACUAACAAUUAUUCAAGAAUCACCCAGAAAUAAAUCAAUAACUACUCUCCCUCUAGUACUCAUACUUGCAGCAUCUGCACUUUUGAGCUUCUAUCUUUAUCAGUAUUUCACCUCUUCUGUUUACAAAUAUCCCGAAGAAAUUCGUAAAAAUCUUCGGAAGGGUCUCUUUUAUCAAAACUAUCGAAAUGAUCCAAACCGUGCUGUUAAUUUUUAUCAAACUGCUUUAACUCAGGCUUUUAAUCACAAACAAUUAGAUAAUGCUUCUCCCGAAGUUACAGGUAUAAUGAUUCAGCUAGGUAGCCUUUACGAGGAACUUGGUAGGACGCGUGAUGCUAUUGAUGUUUUCACGAUGGCUUAUGACGCAAUUUCUACUCCUGACAACGUUCCGAUAAAAUUGGAGGGUGAAAAUAAAAUCAGAUUGAUCGCGUUAGCACAAAAACUUGGUGAUUUACACCAAAGUCUGAAGCAAAAUGAACAAGCUGAGAAAUAUUAUGUGUGGUCAGUAGAGCAAUUACUGCAGUCACAAGCCGAGAGUGCUCAAUUAAGUCAACAUAAGAAUGAUGAUCAAAGUGGAAUUUUUUCAAAGAGGCAUGAGAUAAACGCUUUUCCGUCUUGGAUGACAUUAACAGAUUUAGGUGCUUCUCUUGAAGCCCUGGCGUCUUUUUAUUCUUCACAACAUAAAUAUGCCUAUGCACUCCCGCUUUAUCUUCGUGCUUUAUCUUUGAUCAAUCCACCUGAAUCUUCUUGCCAUUCAGCUGUUCUUAUGAACAACAUAGCAGAGGUGUUUACCGGAAUGGGCAACCUAGAAGAAGCACAGGGAUGGGCUGAACGUGGCCUAAAACUCGUAGAAAAUUUUCGCCCAAAAAAGAAAAUUAUGAGGGAAUGUGAUGAAAGCUGUGGUGUAUUGCUAUUUAAUUUAGGAAUGAUUUCAGAAUUAUCUGGUAAUUUUACAAAAGCUAACGAAUAUUAUGAAAAGGCUCGCCUUUUUGCAAAGCGAAUAAAUUUUGCUGAUUGUGUGACAGAAGCUGAUCUUGCGAUACAAAGAAUAACCCACUUAUUGAGUGAAG